ACAAAGAAUCCAAGCCACCUGGAGCUAUGGCUGGUGAUCAGAACUUGCACUCCACCGCCAUUAACACGCACACUUCUGAUCAGACCUGGUCUCUUUUAUAAAGUUACUACAAGACUGCUUUCUACUGGAAAACCGUUGUUUCUUCUUGACCUUACAUCACCGAGGCCAUGAUGAAUGCAGAUAAUAGCUUUCCUGAAGAAGCUCGGAUGGAGAUCUUGGUGCCAUGCCUAGCUGCGUAACACAGGGAUCUCAGGAGCAGUUGAGGUGGAGAGCUAUCGCACUUGCUCUUCAGAAAGCUUGGGGUCAGAAGCUCCACCGAGAGGAAGACUGCAAGAGCCACAGCGUGUGCAAGGGCUUUCAAGCCUCUUUUACUUCAGUGGUAACUGUUCUUUGGCCGAGUGGAAUGUCCCAGUACUUGUUAUUCUGUAUCUGCUUCAUCAUCCAGUUGCAGCCAGUGUCUUCCAUGGCCCUGGACCCCUGCUCUGCCUACAUCAGCCUGAAUGAGCCCUGGAGGAACACAGAUCAUCAGAUAAAUGGUUCCCAUGGCCAGCCAACAUGCGACAGUCAAAUCGAUGGGGAAUGGUAUCGCUUCACUGGCAUGGCUGGCGAUGCUAUGCCGACCUUCUGCAUCCCGGAGAACCACUGUGGCACCCAUGCUCCCAUUUGGCUGAAUGGCAGCCACCCACGAGAGUCGGAUGGCAUCGUCCCACGCCAGGCCUGUGCCAGCUUCAAUGGCAACUGCUGCCUUUGGAAUACCACGAUUGACGUCAAGGCGUGUCCGGGCGGGUACUAUGUGUAUCACCUAACCAAGCCUAGCGUUUGUUUCCAUGCGUACUGUGGGCAUUUUUAUGACAUCUGUGAUGUGGUGGAUUGCCAGGACUCCUGCCUGGACACUGGUGACUGCACGUGUUCCCCAGGGACAACACUAGGACCUGAUGGACAGACAUGUCUUGAUGAAAAUGAAUGUGAGCAGAACAACGGAGGCUGUAGCGAAUUUUGUGUUAACCUGAAGAACUCCUACCGCUGUGAGUGCGGGAUUGGGCGCACACUGGGAAGUGACGGGAAAACCUGUGAAGAAAUUGAAGGCUGUCACAAUAACAACGGAGGCUGCAGCCAUACCUGUAUUGAAGUGGAAGACACAUACCAAUGUGAAUGUCCGAGGGGACUUGUUCUGUCAGAAGACAACCACACUUGCCAAGUUCCAGUGCUGUGCAAGUCCAGCUCUAUUGAGGUGAGCAUCCCAAAGGACCUGGUCGGAGGCCUGGACCUUUCCCUCAUCAACACUUCCUGCAAAGGAGUAUCCAAUGGCACUCAUGUCAACAUCCAUUUCUCCUUGAAGUCCUGCGGCACUGUUGUAGAUGUAAUAAAUGAUAAAAUCAUUGCCACCAAUCUGGUGACCGGCUUGCCAAAGCAGACUCCAGGAAGCAAUGGGGACAUCAUUGUCCGCACCAGCAAGCUGCUGAUCCCGGUGACCUGUGAGUUCCCACGCCGGUACACCAUCUCUGAAGGUUAUGUACCCAACCUCAAGAACUCACCCUUAGAAAUCAUGAGCCGCAACCAGGGCAUCUUCCCCUUCACUCUUGAGAUCUUCAAAGACAAAGACUUCGAUGAACCCUACAGGGGUGCUCUUCCCACCCUGAAGCUUCGGGACUCUCUGUACUUUGGGAUUGAACCCUUGGUACAUGUCAAUGGACUAGAGACACUGGUAGAGAGCUGCUUUGCCACUCCCACCUCAAAAAUUGACGAGAUCCUGAAGUACUACCUGAUUCAAGAUGGCUGCGUUUCUGAUGAUUCGGUGAAACAGUACACGUCAAAGGACCAUCUUGCCAAGCAUUUCCAGGUUCCUGUGUUCAAGUUUGUGGGCAAAGACAACAAGGAGGUGUUCUUGCAUUGCCGUAUCCUCGUGUGUGGGGCACUGGAUGAGAGCUCUCGCUGCGCCCAGGGCUGCCGGAGACGGGUGCGCAGGUCGGCUGCGAUGGAGAAGGAAGAGGUGGAGGAAGAGGAAUCUGGUCACGUGGCAAACCACAUCCUGACAGGCGGCCCCAUCAGAAUCGACUUUGACGACUAAGAUCCACGCACUGGAACAGCAUCUCUGCCCGAGACCAGCCUUCCUUAUUAAUGCCUUCUUUCGUGGUUGUUUGAGAAACAAGAGGUAUUUGGUAAAGCCCGACUUGAACCUCAGGACUUGUUUCCCUAACUGCAUGAUAAUUAUUUGUGAAGUAUGUUGGGCACACAAGGCAUCCCUCUGAGUGCAACCCAGACUGCAGAACAGUUUGGUUUUCACCUGUGUUUCUUCCCAACAGCCCUUCGGUCAAAGGGACCCUAUUGCUUCGCAGGCCUGACUUUGUCUUCCCCUACAUCUGCCUGCAGGCCCCACAGGACUGUUUGUCCUUGACUAAACAAAUGUUACUCAAGCCCUUCUUUCAUCAGACAAUACAAAUAGUAUCGUAGCUGAACAUGUUUGCUCUGUAGUUCUGUGAAUGAGGCCGAAGCUUUUGGAUAUGCUGAGAUUUUGGAUGACUGUUAAUAAAAACAUGUAUAAAAAUACACAUCUCAUAACGUGUAAGUUCCUUGGAGCUUAAAAUGAAAUUAAUUAGUUGCCAUUACAGGCAACUAAAGCUCGAAUUUAUCAUAAACACAUUUAAAUGUUAUUUUUUAAAUAGUAAAAGGUAUUUAAUAAAACUUGAUUUUUUGUUUUAAGUGUCAUCUGAUAAUUGCAUGCAGUUUAACAGUGUUUCCUCUUGUAUUUAGCGUAUUGUUAUUUUUCUCCCUCUUCUCCCGCCACUAAAAAUGUGAUGCCUUUAGUAAGUGCUAUAGCACCUUGACUGUAAGAAAAACACCAUUAAACAUCUAU
Molecule: messenger RNA, 2854 nt
Organism: Chroicocephalus ridibundus (black-headed gull)
Lineage: Eukaryota; Metazoa; Chordata; Aves; Charadriiformes; Laridae
Gene: OIT3
Product: oncoprotein induced transcript 3
Exons: 11
Coding region: 224-2068 (614 amino acids)
Molecular function (GO): calcium ion binding
Source: RefSeq, a predicted model, not a curated record